AUGUCCUGGAACCAUCUGCAAGGACACGACGAGGACCACGCGACAAACUUUGGAAUCAGAAUCAACGGCAGAAAUCUAACGCAUCUAAGAUUUGCUGAAGAUAUUGUCCUAGCGGCAAAUCAUCCAAAUACUGCCAGCGAGAUGAUCCAGGAACUAGUGGAAAGGUGUGCAAAAGUAGGUCUCCAAGUCAAUAAUAACAAAACCAAAGUGUUGCGAAACACAUUUGCCACCGACCAUCCGGUCUGCAUCAAAAGUGGCGCAACCACCACCACCGCCAUCGAAGAUGUCAGCGAGUACAUCUACUUAGGUAGACUACUCAACGUACGGAACGAAUUGGAGCCGGAGCUCCAUAGAAGACGACGAGCAGCGUGGGCGGCAUUCAACGGAAUCAAGAACAUCACGGAUGCCCUCACCUGCCCUAAAAUUCGUGCCAGACUCUUCGACUCGAUCGUCCUCCCAGCGCUCGCUUACGGCUCAGAAACCAGGACCUUUACGAAGGCACUGGCUGAAAGAGUGCAAGUAACCCACGCGUCGUUGGAAAGGAGACUCGUCGGACUGUCGCUAUCCCAGCAAAGAGAGAGAAAUCUCCAUCGAGAAUACAUCCGACGCCUAUCCGGCGUCCGCGACCCUCUACUCCACACGUGGCACGAAGGACAGACAACCGGUGGACCACUCUGA
Messenger RNA from Caenorhabditis sp. 36 PRJEB53466, 678 nucleotides. The record is from the annotation of a GenBank genome assembly. NCBI's taxonomy places the organism in Eukaryota, Metazoa, Nematoda, Chromadorea, Rhabditida, Rhabditidae.